AACAUGUUUCAGCUCCAUCAGUAUCAUCGGCUACACUCCUUCCUCUGCUUUGCUCUUACCUCUAUAAAACUGCUAGCUUCGUAUCUGACACACACACACGUAAGCACGGAGAAAGAGGAGAGAAAGAAAGAGAGAAAUAUGGCGACGGAUGUGGCGGUGUUGGAACAUGGAGUGCUGGGGGAGAAAGAUGUGGGCGCGAGCGCUUGUUGCCAUGCAGGGCCUGGGUACGCCACCCCGGUGGAGGCUAUGUCUGGUCCCAGAGAAACUCUGAUCUAUGUCACUUGCGUUUACACUGGAACGGGAAGAGAGAAGCCUGAUUACCUGGCCACGGUUGAUGUAGAUCCAAGCUCUCCUACUUAUUCAAAAGUUAUCAACAGGUUGCCCGUGCCUUAUGUAGGUGAUGAGCUACAUCAUUCAGGGUGGAAUGCAUGCAGUUCUUGCCAUGGAGAUCCAUCAGCAGAUCGACGUUUUCUGAUUCUACCUUCACUGUUAUCAGGUCGCAUAUAUGUGAUUGACACCAAAACCAAUCCAAAAGCUCCAGCAUUGCAUAAAGUUGUUGAACCUGAAGAUAUCAUUCAGAAGACUGGUUUAGCUUAUCCGCACACCUCCCAUUGCCUUGCUUCUGGAGACAUAAUGGUUUCAUGCCUUGGAGAUAAAGAUGGAAAUGCUGCAGGGAAUGGCUUUCUUCUCCUUGACUCUGAAUUCAAUGUGAAAGGAAGGUGGGAGAAACCAGGGCAUUCUCCGCUCUUUGGCUAUGAUUUCUGGUACCAACCACGGCACAACACAAUGAUUAGCUCAUCAUGGGGUGCCCCUGCUGCUUUCACAAAAGGUUUCAACCCUCAACAUGUUUCUGAUGGCUUGUAUGGGAGGCAUCUGUAUGUGUACAGCUGGCCCGGGGGCGAACUGAGACAAACAUUGGAUCUUGGCAAUACAGGGCUCAUACCUUUGGAGUUAAGGUUCUUGCAUGAUCCUUCAAAAGAUACAGGGUAUGUUGGGUGUGCCUUAACUAGUAACAUGGUGCGAUUUUUCAAGGCCGAAGAUGGCUCAUGGAGCCAUGAGGUUGCAAUAUCAGUGAAUCCACUGAAGGUUCAAAACUGGAUUAUUCCAGAAAUGCCAGGGCUUAUUAGUGAUUUUCUGAUCUCUCUUGAUGAUCGCUUCCUGUACUUCGUGAACUGGUUUCAUGGGGACGUGAGGCAGUAUAACAUUGAGGACCCAAAGAAACCUAUAUUGACAGGACAAGUAUGGGUUGGGGGACUCUUACAAAAGGGCAGCCCCGUAGUGGCUGAGCUUGAGGAUGGUAAAACAUGGCAGUCUGAUGUUCCGGAGAUCAAGGGACAUCGGUUGAGAGGAGGACCUCAAAUGAUUCAGUUGAGUCUAGAUGGGAAACGACUCUAUGUCACCAACUCGCUUUUUAGCACAUGGGAUUGUCAAUUUUAUCCUGAACUUGUGGAGAAAGGAUCCCAUAUGUUACAGAUUGAUGUCAACACAGAGAAAGGUGGCCUGGGAAUAAACCCCGAAUUUUAUGUGGAUUUUGCAGUCGAACCUGAUGGUCCUUCACUAGCUCACGAGAUGAGAUAUCCCGGCGGUGACUGCACUUCAGAUAUAUGGACUUGAGCAAUUUGAAUGAAUCUUGUGGAUUGUGAUCAGUCCAACUUUAAGUCGACUGAAUAAUGUUUUUACUUUAAAUCAGUACAUUAUCAGACACAUCUGCUGUGAAGAAACCUGAAUAAAAACAUCAAUGGAUAUUUCUUCUCUUUUUAUGUC
This is a messenger RNA of Carya illinoinensis, 1764 nucleotides long. Its product is annotated as selenium-binding protein 2-like. The record is from RefSeq and is a predicted model, not a curated record. Gene Ontology annotation, molecular function: selenium binding. The coding region runs from base 4 to 1614 and encodes 536 amino acids. The transcript has 7 exons. Lineage: Eukaryota; Viridiplantae; Streptophyta; Magnoliopsida; Fagales; Juglandaceae.